This is a messenger RNA of Periophthalmus magnuspinnatus, 2678 nucleotides long. RefSeq names its product retinol dehydrogenase 12 (gene rdh12). NCBI's taxonomy places the organism in Eukaryota, Metazoa, Chordata, Actinopteri, Gobiiformes, Gobiidae. The coding region runs from base 91 to 1047 and encodes 318 amino acids. The transcript is spliced from 7 exons. The record is from RefSeq and is a predicted model, not a curated record.
CACUGCUUUAUGCUUUGACAUCAGCUGUUCUGCCUCCAGAGAAGGACUGAGGCAGUAGAGACGGAGAGCUCCAUAAUUAUCCUUUCCAUUAUGUUGCUUUUAUGUAUUUUAGCGAGCAUCGUCGUGUGCGUGUUUUUAGCCAUAACAUUUUCAGCGCAAAUCAGGAAAUAUGCAGCAGGAGGAGAGUGCACAUCUCAAACUCGACUCGAUGGAAAGACAGUCCUCAUCACAGGAGCAAACACAGGGAUUGGGAAGGAAACAGCACUCGAUCUGGCAUCAAGAGGUGCCCGGGUGAUCAUGGCUUGCAGAGACAUAGACAAGGGAGAAGAGGCUGCUGCUAGCAUACGCAUGUCCUACUCCAAAGCAGACGUGGAGGUCAGAGAGCUCGAUUUGGCUGAUACCUGUUCAAUACGAGCAUUUGCACAGAAAUUCCUCAGAGAGGUCAACCAACUUCACAUUCUCAUAAACAAUGCAGGAGUGAUGAUGUGUCCCUACACCAAAACUGUGGAUGGUUUUGAGAUGCACAUUGGAGUAAAUCACUUAGGUCACUUCCUCUUGACGUACUUGCUGAUUGGUCUCCUGAAGCGCAGUACUCCCUCUCGGAUCGUGGUCGUCUCAUCGCUGGCGCACAACUUUGGCUGGAUUCGCUUUCAUGACCUCCACAGCCAGGGCAGCUACAACAGCGGAUUAGCUUACUGCCAAAGCAAACUAGCAAAUGUGCUUUUUACCAGGGAGUUGGCACGCAGACUGCAAGGUACUAACAUAACAGUGAAUUCGGUGCAUCCCGGGACAGUGAACUCCGACCUGACGCGGCACUCGACUGUGAUGAUGAUCCUGUUCACAGUGUUUUCCAUGUUCCUGAAAACGCCUCGAGAAGGAGCACAGACCAGUAUCUACUGCGCUGUCGCCGAAGAGCUGCACGCUAUCUCUGGGAAACACUUCAGUGACUGCGCUCCUGCCUUCGUUGCUCCCCAGGGCAGGAGCGAAGAGACGGCCCGCAGACUUUGGGAGGCAAGCUGUGAGCUCCUCGGCAUCGAAUGGGACUGAUUUUUAUAAUAAAUAUACGGUAUACCUAUCUUAGAUCCAAAAGGAGGGCUUAACCUUCAAACUAUCAUCUAUCUGAAUUGUUUUAUCUGAUUUGUCCUCAUCAGACUUUGAAUACAAUCUUUAUAUCCAGGUUACAAGCUGUACGAUAAUGUGAAUUUGCUUAUUUUGUGUGAUAUUGCUAUAAGUACUUAGAUAUACAGCACUGUGCAAAAGUUUAAAGGUGCAGUAUAGCCUUGUUUCCAUAGUGCCGGUAUGGGGCGGCACAGUGGUGACCCUGAGUGUUUCCACUGCAUAAAGCAGUCUGUACUGUCCCCUUUUAGAGGACCAAAGUGGACUGCUGGAGGUACUACCAUCCAAAAGGGUCUGGAAUGCUUAGGACCUUGGACUGGCUUGUGGGGGACGGUGCUAGUCACGCCAGUAUUGGACCAUCACAUCCACCAUCUCGUACUGCACAGCUUAGACCACGGUCUCAGGCUGGUACAUGGUUCCAGCAUCAGCAGCGAAAGUAUCCUUUUACACCGCUGUCUAUGCAUUGCUAUGCUGCUUUGCAGGAACAAUCUGUUCAUUUGCUCUCGUCUAUUGUAGUUGCCUCAGCUUCAGCACUCGAUGAUGGAAAUCACUGUGUUCUGUUGCGGUUUGUGUUGAUGAAUGGAAGCAUGACGCGUGUAAACUCAUUGUCGCUGCUCAUUGCUGUGCUGAUAUUGAUCGUCCUGUAGCACUGUUUUUUUUUUAUAGCUGUCUGUGCCACCCUACUUCAUCUGUGUCACGCCCAAGAGCGGCCACAGCCCUGUAUAAUUGCAACGCUCCCUGGCAGGGAGUGUCUCCCUUCCCAACUGUUCCGCGCCAAGGCAGCCCCAAGCGGACCAUGCCUGUGGAAAUGAGGCUUAUGUAACUUUUCUGGUCAGGUGCCAUUUACCUGUCUCCGUGGAGAUGUUUCUGCUUUGCCUGGAGGGAUAUAGACAUCUAACUUGCAUUAUUUUAAUUAAAAGUAUUUUUAUAGGUAAAAAUACAUUGAAAAACAUGCAUUCCUAUGGUGAAGGGAUUUAGUUUCCAAAGAUCAGACUUUAACUUGGUCUAGUGGUGUCCUUUUCUCUAUGGACAAGUUAAAUUCCAUCGUGUGGAACAUUUCUCUCAAAGCAAUGACAUCUCCAUGGAGACAACCAGGUAAAGUUACAUAGUGUUUUUAGGGAUUCUUUUGCCAUAUUUUAAGAUGUGGACUAGAAGAACUAAUCCUUUGUUUAUAUUAAUUCUCAGUGUUAGAUUUAAAGGGUUUUUUGUGCCACUGAAAAAACAUUUACUACUAAACUGGAAAAUCCUUAGGUCUGAGAUCUUACCUGGGCACUGUUCCAUCUUUCUAUAUUAUUUUAUUUUUCCUAUUUUGUGUAUUGUACAUUGAAAACCUUUUGCUUUUUGAGACUUUUGCGCAGUACUGUAAAUACUUGGGGGUUUCUUGCACAACAACAGGCAAAAAGCCAACCUCACUUGACAGUAUUAUUCUGUAAUGAACAAUAACUUUUUAACUAUAUAUUUUUGUGAAACAAUGUGAAUACAAUGUAGGCAAAAAGCAACUUCUCGUGUACUGCUGUAGGAUACUGUGAAGGGUCAAACCAGGGUAAACAACCAGCAUACUG